This is a messenger RNA of Rhinolophus ferrumequinum (greater horseshoe bat), 4787 nucleotides long. It is a transcript of the gene GLCCI1, whose product is annotated as glucocorticoid induced 1. The coding region runs from base 537 to 2183 and encodes 548 amino acids. The transcript is spliced from 8 exons. Gene Ontology annotation, cellular component: cytoplasm. NCBI's taxonomy places the organism in Eukaryota, Metazoa, Chordata, Mammalia, Chiroptera, Rhinolophidae. The record is from RefSeq and is a predicted model, not a curated record.
UUAGUUGCCAUUUGGAGUGAGGAGCGGGCAGAGGCGGCGGCGGUGGCGAUCGCAGUGGCGCGGGCUCCGCGGAGAACCAGCUACUUCAAGGCCCUUACUCCCUACCCGGUCCAGCCGGAGUCCCCGGCCCUCCCUGCAGCUGCCGGGCUCCCCCGCUCGUGCAGCCACGCCUGGCAGCGAGCGGCCCCCGGGGCUCCGGGAUCCGGACGGUUGUCCCUCUCCCCUGUCAGCGCGAUGCCCGGGGCGGCGGCGGCUCCAGACUCCUCGCGGUCCCAGCCGUGACCGCCACACCAAGCCCGGCCGGGCUGUUGGGGCCGUUGGACGUUUGUUUUCGCAGCCUUCCCCUCCCCCUUCGCCAAAGCGGCGGGGGUGCGCGUUGGGAAGGGGGAGCCGAGAGACUCCUCCCCCUCCCCAAUACCCCCGCCCCUCCCCCUUACACACUCGCACGCACAGUCGCGCCGGCUCCCACACGCUCGCGCGCCUCUCACUCCGCGCCUCCGUGUCGGCCGGCGUCGUCCAGGGCCCGCGGAGCCACCAUGUCCACUGCCUCCUCCUCCAGUUCCUCCCAGACCCCUCAUCCCCCGCCGCAGAGGAUGCGGCGCAGCGCCGCGGGUUCCCCGCCCGCCACCCCCGCUGCUGGGAGUGGGAACGGUGCGGGCGGCGUGGGCUGCGCCCCGGCUGCGGGAGCCGGCCGGCUGCUGCAGCCCAUCCGCGCCACGGUGCCCUACCAGCUCCUGCGGGGCAGCCAGCACAGUCCCACGCGCCCGCCCGCCGCCGCCGCCGCCGCCGCCGCCGCCGCCGCCUCGCUGGGCAGCCUCCCGGGGCCCGGCGCGGCCCGCGGCCCCAGCCCGCCCAGCCCGACGCCACCGCCGGCCGGGGCCCCCACCGAGCAGACGCCGCGGGCCAAGGGCCGCCCGAGACGGUCCCCCGAGAGCCACCGGAGGAGCAACUCACCUGAGAGAAGGAGCCCCGGCUCGCCGGUGUGCAGAGUGGACAGGUCAAAAUCUCAGCAAGUUCGAACCUCUAGUACAAUAAGGCGAACCUCUUCUUUGGAUACGAUCACAGGACCUUAUCUCACAGGACAGUGGCCACGGGAUCCUCAUCUUCAUUAUCCUUCAUGCAUGAAAGAUAAAGCUACUCAGACACCUAGCUGCUGGGCAGAAGAGGGAGCAGAAAAGAGGUCACAUCAACGUUCUGCAUCAUGGGGGAGUGCUGAUCAACUGAAAGAGCAGAUUGCCAAACUGAGGCAGCAACUACAACGUAGUAAACAGAGUAGUCGGCACAGUAAGGAGAAGGAUCGGCAGUCACCUCUCCACGGCAACCACAUAGCACUCAGUCACACUCAGUCUGCUGGAUCCAGAUCAGUCCCCAUGCCACUGUCAACUGUAUCAGUGCCAAAAUCAUCUGUUUCACGUGUGCCCUGCAAUGUAGAAGGAAUAAGUCCUGAGCUAGAAAAGGUAUUCAUUAAAGAAAAUAAUGGGAAGGAGGAAGUGUCCAAGCCCUUGGAUAUCCCGGACGGCCGGAGAGCCCCGCUCCCCGCUCACUACCGGAGCAGCAGCACUCGCAGCAUCGACACGCAGACUCCCUCUGUCCAGGAGCGCAGCAGUAGCUGCAGCAGCCAUUCACCCUGUGUGUCUCCCUUUUGUCCCCCGGAAUCCCAGGAUGGUAGCCCUUGCUCAACAGAAGACCUGCUCUAUGAUCGUGAUAAAGACAGUGGGAGUAGCUCACCGUUGCCCAAGUAUGCUUCAUCUCCCAAACCAAACAACAGCUACAUGUUCAAACGGGAGCCCCCAGAGGGAUGUGAGCGAGUGAAGGUCUUUGAGGAAAUGGCGUCUCGUCAGCCUGUCUCAGCCCCUCUCUUUUCAUGUCCUGACAAAAACAAGGUUAAUUUCAUCCCAACCGGAUCAGCUUUCUGUCCUGUAAAACUCCUAGGCCCUCUCUUACCUGCCUCCGACUUGAUGCUCAAGAACGCUCCUAACUCGGGCCAGAGCUCAGCCCUGGCCACCCUGACCGUUGAGCAGCUCUCGUCCCGGGUUUCCUUCACGUCGCUCUCUGAUGACACCAGCACGGCUGGCGCCACGGAGGCUUCUGUCCAGCAGCCGUCCCAGCCGCCACCACCACCGCUCCUGCAGGAACUGCAGAGUGAAGAACACAUCUCUGCUCAGAACUAUGUGAUCAUCUGAGGCAGAGGGGGAGCUGGCCUCUCCCCUGCAUCCCAUGGGGCAGGGACUAGCCCUCAGACAUCCAUGUGCAUGGAGUGACAGACUUUCCAAACACCACCACCGACGACAAACUCCUUAUCAGCGUCAUAACGUAUCUCUUAGCUGAUCUUGGCAGGGACGGAACUCCUAGUCAGCAGGUUUUGUGGAAGGCAGCAAUGCUUGCAAAGUAUGCGUGUGUGUCAUUCAUCAUUUUAAGUGGAGACUAUGCAUUUCAUAGUAUGUUUGACAGAGUCGUCCCGUGUCCUGUGUUUUGUUCCAAAUUCUUCAGUAAAAUAAGCUCUAUUAUCAAAAAGUUGCCUGUCUCAAUAGAAAAUGUCUUGCUGUGUUUUGUCCUAUGGAAAAUACUGUACUUCAGGAUUAUGUUUACAAUUGAUCCAGGUGUUUGUUUCUAACUUCCGUACUACAUACAAUGCAAAAAAAUAAAAUAGAAUGAAUGGCCACAACAGUUGCACAGUGCCCACCCUAUGGCCUCGCUUCAGGUACUUCAGGUGAAGUCUAAACUCAGGUAACUUGGAAUGUAUAUCAUAUCGGGAUAUUAAAUAUUUCACAGCUAAAAAGCUAAAGAGGGAACAUCACUCUUUUUGCCUUUCCUUAUUUUACGCAUUUCCCUUUCCUCAUCACAUUCCACAUUCUUAGAAUAAGAAGUGCAUUCAACCCUAGGAGAAUGAUAAUCCUGGACAUGGGGGAACAUGAGAAGAACCAGCAAAUCUGUGGUGUCUGACAUCGUUGUUGUCAUGUGGUUACAAGUAAAACAACUGCUAUAUUCACCAUUUCAAUAUGUGUCAACAUGGCUUUUUUUUUUUUUAACAAGUUCAGGUGUUGCUCAGUUAAUGACUGUUCCAUGUCACAAAUAAAGUGUCCAGUACUAGACUGUACAUAAACAUUCCACAUUAUGUGUGAUGUUUGUGAGGGAAUUUAAAGACAAGAAUGUCUAGGUUUAAAUUCAGAACAAGUGAAGUUUCACAGGGGAUGAUUGAGAUUUUUGUGUUACUGUUGGCCUUCAAGGUCAUGAAAUGCUACUGUUUUCUCUAAAGGCAUAUUAAUGUUUAGUUUCUCUGUUGGAAAUUCUUUCAGUUGCAGGUUGGAAAAUGACAUGCUUUUGGUUAUUGCUUUCUUCAAGCAGUUUAGGUGCACGAGUUGCGUUCACGUAGAGAGAGAAUGAUGUGAGUCUUAGAAUCAACGCAACACAAGUAGGCAGGUUAUUUGGUGACUUACAAAAGCAGUAGUUUGAAGCUGUCUCAUUUAAGCCUCUCAUAAUACUAUGAAUAGUGCUGUUAGUGUUUUGGAUGUGCAGAGUAGAGCAUACACCCAAGUAAAUAGCCUUGAACUUGUGGACUUGACCUAAUGUAUCGACAGCGUGUGAAGAGAGUCCUAGAUACUCCUGAUUCGUCAGGGGAGGAACCUGACUUUCAGAUGUUGUUUUCUACAGCACAAAGAGAGUAUCCAAAAGCAAAGGGAAGUUUUUGUAUUUUUAUUACAUUGUUUUCAGGUUCAAUAAAACAAGAGUUGUUUCCAUCUGCACCUAAAGUGUAUGGCACAAUUUUCUUAAGAAUUAGGGGAACGAGGUGCCUACAGCUACAGGAACGUUUCAGUUCCCUUCAGUUAUUCCUGGGUUUUUCUUUAUUUUCUAAGGAGGUUGAAGAAGGAAGAAGUGAUAAAGAUGAAAGCAACACCAUUGAUUUUUUUUUUAAAGAAAUGGCAUAUAUAUAUAUAUAUAUAUAUAUAUAUAUAUAUAUAUAUAUGUAUGUUUGUGUGAGUGUGUGUGUGUGUAUUCUAUGUAUUAUUUUGUCAUGAUCCCAGUUAUCUUCCCACCAAAGUGUGCAGUAAUAUUCUCUCCUGAAGGUGCAUUCUGGCUCCUUUUAAUUAGUCAGUGUUACAUAGUAGGAGACUGUCAUGGAAAAAGACUCAGUUUACUUUUGCCAUUUUCACAGGGGAACCUUUUAAAACAAUCUCUUCAGCAGCAGACACCUUUAACCCUAAUAAUCUCAGGCCUUGAUGAAAAUACUAUAUUUUGUAGGUUAUGGUUAAAGGAAGAAAAUUAUUCUGUAAGAUAAAUAUGAGCUCCAUUAACUUCUGAUAUCUGAUUUAGCAUUACAUGAUGUGUUGAUCUUAUGCUCUGCUUUUGUCCAAAUAAGAUGCAAUAGUAUCAAUAUCAAUUUCUGAAAGAUGGACCGAAUAUGCUUUUUUGGUGAUGAAUUCUGAUGUACAAUAUUUAUGGUGACAUGUGCUUUUAUUUUCUCAUGAGAAGUUGAAUAUUAAUUGUGUUGUACAUUUGUUCGUAGAAUAUAUUAAAAUUUGAACCAAAUGUGUUAAAAGCUUAUGCUUUGCCAUGUAAAUUUCCCAGAAGUUGUUGAGCUCAAAUGUAUCCUACAUCCAGCUGUAGAAAUUUGUCGGAAAUUGUUUAAAUUUUGUAUAUAGUGGUACUGUUUCAUUCUAGCCACUGCGCUGAACAGUAUUCGAGACAGCAUACAAUAUGGCUUUACACAAGGAAAUGUGUGGCUUUCGUUUUGUAUUUUUUUCAGUAUAGAAGUUCCUGUGUCUUAUUUAAAUAAAGUUAUUAGUAAA